Molecule: messenger RNA, 636 nt
Organism: Drosophila suzukii
Lineage: Eukaryota; Metazoa; Arthropoda; Insecta; Diptera; Drosophilidae
Cellular component (GO): extracellular region
Molecular function (GO): chitin binding
Source: RefSeq, a predicted model, not a curated record
CCUAUUCUUGACAACACUCAGAAGUUACCAAAAACUUUCCACAAAACUGAGUGGUCCGCAAAAAAAAUACAUGCAUAUGUACAUUGUACAUUUACGGCUGACGAAAUAAAUGAAUAAAAGUACGCAAUAAACAUAAAAUCCAUAUCUACUGAUUAAAAUCCUCCCUAUUUAAAGACCUCACGGGUGCUUCAAAGUUUCAGUGUGCCAAGUGAAGCAAGGUUAUAACGACAAUGUGGACGAGUCUCAUAUUAUCAAUGCUCCUGCUGCAUUGCCUGGUUGCAUUGCCAGCUCCUGAACUGAAAGGCCUGGAUUCUUGGAGUGCGGAUACAGCCUGUCAGGAAGUGGAUAAAUCGGUCAUGAUUGAAAACCAAAACGAUUCCACAUGCGUCACCUAUGUGUAUUGUUAUAUAGUUAAUGACUCAACGAGAGCACUAGUUAAAAGCUGCAAAAGCGGACAAUAUUUUGAUUCUAAACUUAAAGUAUGCAGUACCACUAAACCGGACGGAUGUGAAUAAUGUGGUAGCAGAUAAAAAUUAGGUUAUAUGCAAAUAGGGAGACCUGCACGAGAAAUGAAUAAUACUCAUCGUGUUACAGAUUUAAUAUAUUAUUUACUUAUUAUAGUACCAUUAAAAUAGA